Molecule: messenger RNA, 3289 nt
Organism: Trichechus manatus latirostris (Florida manatee)
Lineage: Eukaryota; Metazoa; Chordata; Mammalia; Sirenia; Trichechidae
Gene: TCAIM
Product: T cell activation inhibitor, mitochondrial
Exons: 11
Coding region: 249-1739 (496 amino acids)
Cellular component (GO): mitochondrion
Source: RefSeq, a predicted model, not a curated record
CUGUUGCAAACUGGAGCGAGGGCAGAUGGGAACGCCAGGCCCUACGCCGCGCGCUCGUUGGCUGGGCUGGCGCCUUGGUGCGCAUGCGCUCCCAUGCGCGCUCCCGCACAGCCCUGCGGGAGGAGCGACCGUGCUCUCUCAUGGUUCAGGGUAGGAGGUGGAGCGGGUCAGAGAAAGCCUUCGCGUCGGACCCUUGACUGAACUUGAUUAAUGGAUGCCUGGAAGUUGGUGUACAUUCAUAUUCAGAAAUGUUUUGCCACUUGAGACCUGUGAGGAGGUUAUGUCUAGAGAAGAUAUCUCCACACUGGUUUCUCUACUCAAGAUCUUUAUCAGGAGCUGAAGCAGUCAAUGCCUUGAGGCCGUUCUAUUUUGCAGUGCACCCAGAUUUCUUUGGACAGCACCCGAGAGAAAGGGAGGUCAAUGAAAAUUCUCUUAAGAGAUUAAGUGUCUACUUAGAAAACCUCCAGAAACCAGGCUUCAAGUCUUUGAAACCAACGCAGCUGACAUUUUAUGUCAGAGAAACAGACCAGAAUUCUUCUGAUGGCCAGGAACCGUUUAGUACUUCUGGAUUUCGAGCAGUCGAAUUUACUUUGCAUACCAGAGACCUGCUAAGCACAGUAUUAGAUAUUCUCAACUCCUGCAGUUUAUCUACUGAACAUCUCCAAAGCUUGAAUACUCAUGUGCAUUCCCAGCCUCUGCGGCAAGCUAGAAGGCCGCCUGACAGGCCUAUCAAGUGGGACAAGUCUUAUUACUCCUUUACUGGAUUCAGGGACCCUGAUGAAGACCUCGAGCAAGUUUCAAGAGUGGAAACAACCCUAAUAUCCUGGUUAGAUCACAAUGAAAAAAGUGCUGUUAAAAAGCUGAAGAAUAGUUUGCCACUUAGAAGAGAACUAGAUCGUCUGAAAGAUGAACUGUCUCAUCAAUUGCAGCUCUCAGAUAUCAGGUGGCAGAGGAGCUGGGGGAUCGCCCAUCGCUGUAGCCAGCUGCAUAGUUUAGGCCGAUUAGCACAGCAGAACUUGGAAGCACUUAAAACUGCAAAAGGAUGUACACUAAUAUUUACAGACCGUUCCGGAAUGAGUGCCAUGGGCCAUGUGAUGCUGGGAACAAUGGAUGUCCAUCAUCAUUGGACAAAACUUUUUGAAAGAUUGCCAAGUUAUUUUGACCUUCAGAGGAAGCUGAUGCUUUUAGAAGACCAAAUAAGCUAUCUUCUAGGUGGCAUACAAGUUGUUUAUAUUGAAGAAUUACAGCCAGUAUUGACAGUUGAAGAAUAUUACUCUCUUCUUGAUGUGUUCUAUAACAGACUGUUGAAAAAUAGAAUACCUUUUCAUCCUCGAAGUCUGCGUGGUUUACAAAUGAUCCUUAACAGUGAUAGAUACGCUCCAAGCUUGCAUGAACUCGGGCAUUUUAACAUUCCAGCCCUCUGUGAUCCAGCAAGCCUCCAAUGGUUUAUUCUCACCAAAGCCCAGCAGGCAAGAGAGAACAUGAAACGAAAGGAAGAGUUAAAGGUUAUUGAAAGUGAAUUGAUACAGGCUUCAACAAGGAAAUUUUCUCUGGAGAAGUUAUAUAAGGAGCCCAGCGUUUCUAGUAUACAAAUGGUAGAUUGUUGUAAGAGACUGCUAGAACAAUCAUUGCCUUAUCUCCAUGGGAUGCAUCUCUGCAUUUCACAUUUUUACUCUGUUAUGCAAGAUGGAGACCUUUGUAUUCCUUGGAAUUGGAAGACUGGAGAAGCCACUAAGUAAGACAGAAAUCUGUAUUACUUUUUAAAGAGAUAAGCAAAACACUUUUAAGUUAAAUUUAUUUAAAUCCACAAUUUGAUAUGACAGUAUUAUUAUUAUGAACAAAGUUUAAUUGCUGCUUUAAAAGUCAACAACGUUUUUAAAGUAAUUAAUUUCUACUACGAAACUUGUUUUUAAAAGAGUUUCAUCUCUUGAUCUUACGAUAUUUCUUACCUGAUUGGUAAGCCUAGGUAAAAAGUUGUUAGAACAUAUUUUUAGUGAUAUUUAAAUGAAGGAUUCUACAAAAGUAAAAGAUAUACAGUAUAUUUUUAUAUGAAUGAAUGUUGGUUUGAGGCUGGCCAAGUAUGUGUAUGAUUAGUAACAGGUCUCAUAUUUACUAUAGCUCUGAAGUACUGGAACUCAUUUCCACAUGUAACAUAAAAUUCAACAUGCAGCUUGUUAGCUACAUCUCAUGUGUGUAUACACACACAAGUGUUUUGCAGCCAGUAAUAGUUGAUGUCCAAAACAGAUAACUGAUAGGUAGCAAAUUCUGCCUAAGAAAAAGAAUAGAAGGGAAAAGAAAGAAAAUGAAUAAAUGGUAUUGAUGUUGUCAUAAGCAGUUUGAUAUGAGUUUAUUAAAAUAGCGUCACUGACACAGAAUUUAGGGUUAAACUCAUAGUUUCUCAUACCCAUUAAAAUUUUGUAAGAUGGUAAAUGCUUUUGAAUCAUUGAAUGAGGUGGCUCUUUUGUUUUCAUGGGCAGACACUACCAAGAAAACUCCUUGCCUGUUCCCAGAGUUCCAGACGGAGGGGCGAGUUAAAAUGGUGACAGGAUUUCUGUCACCCCUCCUGACCCCCGUCUUCCUGUGCCUACCAAUGUUGGAAACCCUUCCAGUAGCUCUGGCCUGGUUGAAGCCCCUCAGGGUCACCUACAUUCGCAGCUCUCUGGGCUUCCCGGGGACCAACAGCACAGCUCAACCCCCAGUGGUUUCUCGUGCCCACAGCAGAGCCACACAGCCUAGCCUCUCGGUACGGUGCUUCUGUAUCAGCAGAUGUUUUCCCAAGUAUAUUUUUAAGCAGAUGCAAAAACGCUUCGGCUUGCUUCUCAAGAGGAGAAGGUAAAUCCUGGUUUAGGACAGAGUUUUACUGCUGAAGAAAUCAAAAAGAAAUUUUUCCUCAGUGCAUUAGAAAGUAAAGGAUACAUUAAAACGAUUUUUGAAGUAUGUUUUAAAUUUAUCUAAAAUAUUAGUUAUUUAAAUAGUUCAUAUGUGUGUUCCAAAGACGUGUUGAUAUGUAAUUAUAGUUUGUGCAUAUUAUCCCUUUUAACCUGUGCCUAACAACUAUACCUAAAUUAUUUUCCUAAUGUAACGAGUGUUUGUGACCGAUAAAGAUUUUCCAGAGCCAAAUAGUGGGAAUGAAAAAUUCCUUAAAGGUUAUCUAAGGAAAUUUAUUGUAAGGUUUGGUUUGGAUUGUGUCAUUUCUAAAAUGAACUAAUAUGGAAUCUUCAGUAAUUUGUAUUGUAUUGGAUUUUGUCUCAGAACUGUUACAUUAUAAAUAAUACCUACAUCAAUCAGA